Cordyceps fumosorosea ARSEF 2679 is the source of this 960-nucleotide messenger RNA. Its product is annotated as nicotinamide-nucleotide adenylyltransferase 2. The record is from RefSeq and is a predicted model, not a curated record. The transcript is spliced from 2 exons. Bases 1 to 960 code for a protein of 319 amino acids. Gene Ontology annotation, molecular function: nicotinamide-nucleotide adenylyltransferase activity; nicotinate-nucleotide adenylyltransferase activity. NCBI's taxonomy places the organism in Eukaryota, Fungi, Ascomycota, Sordariomycetes, Hypocreales, Cordycipitaceae. Gene Ontology annotation, biological process: NAD+ biosynthetic process.
AUGGGCUCAACGCUGUCUCUGCCCCCCGCCGCCGACAACGCCGUCAACGCCGAGCGCCGCCGGGUCACGCCGGCCUCGGCGCCUGCAGUCAAAACACCACCAUCAUCAUCACCACCAAGCGACGGCGACAGCGAUAGCGACAAUGGCGCAACGCAAACGGCCUCAGCGGCAGCUAUCCAGGCACAGCAAUUAACCCCGCCUCCCUCGCCGCCGUCCCCCUCCGCAUACACAUUUCCCGCCGCCAAGCUCAAGCGCCGCCUCACCCAGCCCGGCAAGACGCCCCUCGUCCUCGUCGCCUGCGGCAGCUUCUCGCCCAUCACCAAGCUGCACGUGCAAAUGUUUGAGCUAGCGGCGCGACACGUCCCGCGGACCGAGUUUGAGAUUGUCGGCAACUAUCUAAGUCCUUGCAGCGACGCCUACAACAAGGCAUCCCUCGUGCCCGCCCACCAUCGCCUGCAGAUGUGUUCCCUCGCCGUCGACGGCCUCCCCAUCCACGUCGACGACUGGGAGGCCACGCGCGUCGACGCCGCCGGCCGCCCGCUCUACAGCCGCACCGCCGACGUCCUGCGGCACUUUGACUCGGCCAUCAACGACGACCUCGGCGGCAUCCAGGCUGCCACCGACGGCACCGCAUCGCCCCUGCGCGCCCGCAUCGUCCUGCUCAUCGGCGCCGACCUCGCCCUCACCAUGAGCAACCCGCGCGUCUGGGCGCCCGCCGACAUCGACGUCCUGCUCGGGUACUACGGCGCCUUCGUCGUCGAGCGCCCCCACCAGUGCGACGUCCGCGACGCCAUCGCGCCGCUGCGCAGGUACAGGCACAACAUCUGGGUCGUCGAUGCCUUCGAGAACGACGUCAGCUCGACAAAGGUUCGCGCCCAAAUACAGAAUCGCGAGCAGUCCAUGGACAUUCCCGGCGCCGUCUUCAAGUACAUCAAGUUGCAUCGUCUAUACCUCGAGUAG